Hipposideros armiger (great roundleaf bat) is the source of this 4104-nucleotide messenger RNA. RefSeq names its product caspase-14-like. Gene Ontology annotation, biological process: positive regulation of neuron apoptotic process; proteolysis. Lineage: Eukaryota; Metazoa; Chordata; Mammalia; Chiroptera; Hipposideridae. Bases 238 to 1275 code for a protein of 345 amino acids. The record is from RefSeq and is a predicted model, not a curated record. The transcript is spliced from 7 exons. Gene Ontology annotation, cellular component: cytosol; cytoplasm. Gene Ontology annotation, molecular function: cysteine-type endopeptidase activity.
CGGCCAGGCAGAGGUCGCCGCCAGCGACCGAGCUGCUGCAGUGAAGCGGAAACGCCUCCUUUUUUCAAAACAAAGAGGAGAAGCGGGAGGCGUGCGAGGCGCGCUUGCUGGGACCUCCUUGGAUUGGUCCCUGCGGCCUGGGAGCUUCGGCAAGGUCGGGCGACGAUGGAGGGAAGCCCCAGGAGCCGCUGACGCUCGCGGUCCCACGGCCCCAGGGCGCCUCCGAUCACACGGGCCAUGGAGGAGCUGCAGAAGCGCUUGCAGGAGACCCUGAAGGUGCUGACCCCGCAGGAGCUGAGCAGCUUCCGCAUCAUCCUCAAGACGGUGGACGAGGAGCCGCGCGUGAGUCCGCUGCAGCUGGAGCUGCAGGGCCAGACCGUAUCGGGGCUGGCCUCCCUGCUCGCCAAGCACUACUACCUUCCGGCCGCGCCGCGCGUCCUCACCAAGGUGCUGAAGCGGCUGCACCGCGCCGACCUGCUGCCGCGCUGGCAGAGCGACCCCACAGCCGACAGUCCGGUGAUCCCAAGAAAAAUUCUAAAGAGAAGUUUUGACUGUGUGGAAAGCGAAUUGGACUGUUAUGACCUGAGUGGCAAGCGGAAGGCUUUCCUCAUGUGUGUAAAGAAGGACAGGCCAGGGUCUGACCAGGACAUCCAACGCAUGGGGCACUGGCUUCACCAGUGCCAGUUUGAAAGUACAUUGUGCAUCGAUCCUGACAAAAAGGAAUUGAUGGACAAGCUAACAUCAUUUCGUGAUGGAUUAAAUGAAAUGAAAGAUGAAAUUGGCUGUUGCGUGGUUACUCUUAUGUCCCAUGGAGAAAAAGGCUUUAUUAAAAUGAAAGACGGUGCCAGAGUCAGCCUGGAAGAUGUUUUUGAAAUGUUUAACAAUAAAAAUUGUCCAGGACUUCAUGAGAAACCAAAGAUCUUUAUCAUUCAGGCCUGCAGGGGAGAGAAAAGAGAUAAUGGCAUUGAAACGGAUGAUGAACCCAUGCAGUUGGAUGACAUAUCAGAGAAGAGGCGGCUGCCUACAUUCAGCGACUAUUUCAUCAUCUACCCCACCCAGGCGGACCAUGUUGCUUUACGGCACUCCCGCACUGGCUCUGUGAUGAUCGAAAAAAUGAUUGACGUCUAUAAACAGUAUGGAAAUAAGUGGCACAUCGUUGACUUUUUCACCAAAGUGAAUAACAGAGUGGUGCGCGCUGAAUUUUAUAUACAUGAGGAACCAAUAAAAGUAUCACUUGUAAUGGAAUCAACUCUAACUAGAUUCGUCUACUUUUGAUAUCAGGAAGAUUUAAAAAUAAGGACCACUUUAUAGCAGACUUUUGUUAAGAGCUGUGAGCCUUUGUAGCAUAGUGCUAAUGGUUACCACUUUGUAUUAUUUCUGUCACUAGUUGUAUUUCUCCAAUUUUUAUUUCCCCAACAUAUACAUAUAUGUUGUUUUUCUAAGACUUAACGACUUGUUUGGAACUUAUAAAUAAUUUGACUUUUUUUAAAAGAUUGCUGUUAACUGAAAAUUUUUUUUUCCUAAUCUGUUAUCAAAACCUGCAAGUCCAGCUCUGUAUGUGUACUAUUUAUAUCAUGUGCCUCUCUUGUUAAUUAACCCCCACCCUUUCUACUCUCGAUUUGGUGCUGGUACACAGCCUCAUUUUCUUGGCUUAGUAUUCAAGAACUGUCUUUAUGUGGUCUUGUCCUCUCGUUCACCUUGUUUCCCCCAUAUUGUUGUCUGCAGCCAGACCGAUCUCCUGUUUGACUCCGUGAACCACCCUCAAGUCUUACCGAGGUGUGUUCGCUUGUACUUUGUGUCCUCGAAGCCUUCAUGUUUUCACCCCCACCCAUUCCCCAGCUUCCUCUUUGCUGCCUCAGUACCUUUGAGUUGCUGGUUUCAUUGCAUGGAGCACUCUGUUCCACCCCAUUAGGUAAAUCCUUCUCAUCUCUCAGAGUUGGGUUCAAGAAUCACUUGCACAGGAAAGCUUUCCACAACCCCUCAUGCUAGAUCAGCUCUUUCUCAGUGUUCAGAGACCCUAUACUUUUCUUCUGUAGCAUUUAGCACUACUGUACUGUGUAGUGGCUGUUUAAUCUCUCUCUCCAGUUCAGUUAUAAGCUCCAAGAGGCAUAGGCCAUGUAUGUUUAUUAGUGUAUCCCAGCUUCCACCUGUGCCUUAAGACACAGAGAAGCCCUGUGAUAAAUGUUUCGCCAAUGACUGAUCCCUGCCUUUUCAUUAUUUCAUCCAUUCCUCAGACCUCGCCUCACGACCUCUGUGCAUAUCUAGCCAUUUGCCCACCUACUUGCCUGUCCCAUGGCCACUUGAACGGAACAUGUUGGAAAUUAACCUGUUUCCCCUACAUCUCUACAUAAAACCUAUCCCAUUGUUAAUAAUCCUUUGACUCUCCACUGCCUGCAGAAUGUUCUCGAUUCCCUUAGUAGGGUAUUCCAAGUCCUUCUCUGCCAGGCUUUCACCUAUGGUACCUGUGUACUGUUUAGGUCUUGGCCGUACCGGAUGACUUGGCUUUCCCUCUGGAAUCCCCUCACAGAAUUGGGUUUGCGGAUUAAUGAAUGUUGACUGAACGCUCUUGGAUAUGUUGUUACAUCAUAGUUCAUGCUCUCCUUUCUGCCUGAAGUGCCCUUUGUGCUUGUUCUAUACCCUGAAUUCUUCAAGGUGCAACUUGGGCCCCAUCCCACUAUAAAGAAAACCUGUAUGUAGACCGGUGUUUUUAGAGAAACAAACUGUGGACUGAGCAUGAGUUUUCACUGUAAUUAUAAUUAUGCUCUAACUGUCUGUGUAACUCUGGACUAUAUUUGGACCUCGGUUUCCCCAUCUGUUUAAAAGGAGAUUUGGCUCAGCUGACCCUGAGAGGUCAUCCCUCUGGACCUGUGAACCUUUGACUUCUUAGUGAAUUUGCUCAUGAACAUGCUGCAGAUGUGGCUGUUUCUUCAACCUCGUGGUUCAAGCUAGCAGCUGCGUCAGAUUCCUGGGCCUGUGUGAGGAGGAUACAGGUGUUUGGUGAGAACGCACUGAAGACUGAGGGCCAAAUUGACAAAAGAACCCAGCAUCUCCAGGCCUGUCUCCAUUUCAGGGAUAACUAUGUCUUUUUUAGUUAAUGUGAUUUCUUAUGUAUAUGUGAUUUCAUUCUUAAACCUCCGAGAUCUGAUAUUUCAUAGGUAACUUUUUUUUAUAGAGUAUUAAAAUGUCUCCUUGAUUCAUAAAAUAUCAGGUGAGCCUUCUCCAUUCACUUGCAUCUGUAGGAUUUCCAGGCACAGGGGCUCGUUUCAGGGGAAUGGCAGCAGCUGAAAUAACAGCUCUGAUUUCCCGGGAGAGGUGAAGUGACGUGUUCACAAUCACAGCAUAUAAUGAAGCUGGGAUUCUAGUGCAUGAACUAAUACGAGACACAAAGUGCCAAGUGACAGAGAAAGUUGUAAGACAGAAUGCUUUCUUUCGAUGGACAGAGGGACCGUGCCAUUUAACUAAAGGAAUGAGAGCUUUGAGACAAAGGAGGGAAAAGUGAUUUUGGAACAUUGCUUAGGCCACUACAGAGGACCGUGGGAUACUAGUCAAACAGGUGAAGAGGAACAAGGAGGAAGUCUGGUUCGAUCGGGAGGUGGGAAGAUGCUCAAGAUGAACUUGAUUCAUGUCUGGGGUUAGUUAGGUGCCCCAAUUCUUUCAGCUUCACGUCAGAACCACCCAACACUAUGUGAAGUGUAGUCCAAAAAAAAACUACAGUCCCUAAUACAAUUUAAUAUUUGAAAAAAAAAUUUAAGCUCCGUUUUUUGGUUUUUAAAUACAAACCCCAGAAACCCAAGUUUCCAAAAGGAAGGCUCUGAGAUUUUUGUUCAUCAAAAGUGGGCAUGAAUACAAAAUGGUGGAGAAACUUGUACAGAGGACCAGGAGGCUGCAAGAUGUGGAGGACAGCAGGCUGGGAACUACAGCCAUUCUCUUUGACAAGUGCCUCUUAGGCCAAAGGCUCUCACUGUGGCUUACUAUCAUUACAGUACAUUUUUCAUCUUUGGACUUUCUUCAACUCAUUUCCUCAUCAAGAAUUUUCAUCAUGCAGAUCAGUUCUCAAGGACAAAGGUUUUUUGUUUUUGUUUUCUUUGAUUAUUUUUUAGCUGA